AUGAUGGCCAACAAGGAAACCCACAGCUCCGGCGCGCCCAUACAACCGACGUCCAAAAGCACAAAGGCCGACCCCCAGGUCAACUCGGACCUGGAGAUGGGGAGCCUGCCCAAUGGCAACGACAAGAGCAAUGGCGAGGUGGACGCCGACAUAAUGCAGAUCGCGAGGAUUGGGGAUAUACCGGCCAUGGAAGCGCUCUUCGAGAAAACCGAGUUUGAUGCCACAUACGCGGACGACGAGGGUAUCACCGCGCUACAUUGGGCCGCCAUCAACAACCAGUAUGCCAUGUGCAAGUUCCUCAUCGAAAGAGGCGCCCCGAUGAACAAGAAAGGAGGAGAGUCCGUCGCAACGCCGCUGCAGUGGGCGGCCCAGCGAUGUCACUACUACACCGUCCACCUGCUCCUACAACACGGCGCCGACCCCUUGGUCACCGAUGCGCAGGGGUAUAACACGUUGCACAUAAGCACGUUUAACGGCAACGUCCUGCUGCUGACCCUCCUCCUGCAUACCGGAAUCCCCGUCGACGUGCUCGAUAGCUACGGACACACGGGCCUGAUGUGGGCGGCGUACAAGGGCUUCCCAGCCUGCGUCGAUGUAUACCUGCGAUGGGGUGCCAGCGUGCACGCCAAGGACGAGCAGGGCUUCACGGCCCUGCACUGGGCCCUGGUCAAGGGCAGCCCGGGCUGCGUGCAAAAGCUCAUCGAGUACGGCGCCGACCGUUUUGCGAAGACCGACACCGGCAAGACGCCCGCCAUCACCGCCGAGGAGCUCAAGACGCUCCCGGCCUGGCACAAAGCCCUGAAGGAGUGCGGCUACGACGAGGAUGGCCAUCUGAUCACGCCGAGCUUUCCGGGCGCUAGCUACUUGGUCAAGGAUAGGAGGGGCUUUGUCACCAAGUUCACCUUCCUGUGGCCCUUGUUGAUCGUAUGGAGCAUGCUGGGCAUCAUGGCCGGCUUUCCUGUCUUCGCCGGGGUGCCUAUAGCAUUAGGGGUUGGGUACGUGUUGCAGGAGGUUGCGAAACGGGUUCUGACCUUCGCGCCGCCGGACAUGCGCCAGUUCCAGCGGACGCCGUGGAUGGCGGGCAUCUUCUCUGCGUCUUUGUUCUUGGUGUCCUUGAGGUGGUUCCUCACAGUCUUGCCCGCCACGACAUUCAGAGCUGACGGCGAACAUCGCCACCUCCUCAUGAACCUGUGUCUCGGCGGUUUUAUCGGGCUUUGCGCAUGGUUCUACUACUGUUGCAUGGUCUUCGACCCAGGUUUCGUGCCAAAGAUGAACGGUAUCGCAGAGCAGAAAGCUGUCAUCGACGAACUGAUCAGUCUCUGGAAAUACGAUGAGUCGAACUUCUGUGUGCAAUGCAUGAUCCGAACGCCCCUGAGAAGCAAGCACUGUCGGCGCUGUCAGCGUUGUGUGGCGCGACAUGAUCACCACUGCCCGUGGGUCUAUAACUGCGUAGGCGUCAAUAACCACCGACAUUUCUUCCUCUACCUCGUCAAUCUAACGCUCGCAAUUUUUAUGCUGGAUGGCGUUCUUUACUACUACUACACUGCCUCUAUGGCUUCUGCAUCCGACCAGUGUAACAUCUUUGGGCCAAAGGUCUGCCAAGUCAUCAACAUGGACACGUACACCAUCCUCCUCGGCUUCUGGGCCAACCUGCAACUCACAUGGGUCGGCAUGCUUCUUUUCGUGCAGUUCAUCCAGGUCGCCAGGGCAAUGACCACCUAUGAGAAUAUGUUUGGCGUCAAUAAUGUUGCCGCCAGCUCUCUCACAUCCGCCUUUACUUCGACCGGCGCACCGCUUGACCCCACACACCCUGACGCGAUGCCGCCGUCUGGAGCCGCAGCGCAAUCAGAAGCCCCCGGGCACGGCCACCACGGCCACAAGCAUGGCGGCGGCGGGUUCUUCAAGAGCAUGAGCAAGCUCCUUGGCGUGGAUGCUUUCGUUGAGACGGCCACGGGCCGCGGUGCAGCGGCGGGUGGCAAGAACAAGAGACGCAAGGGUAAGAACCCGUACAGCAGAGGGUGUCUGACGAACUGCAAGGACUUUUGGUGCGACUCGGCGCCACUGUUCGGGCAGCGCGAGAACGGCACCGCCAUGCUGAGCGGGCAGGUUGUCAACUACGCUGCGAUGUACGAGACGCCGAGCCUCAUGGAGAUGAUUGGCAGGAGGAGAGGUGCAUACGAGGCUGUCGCUAGCGAGGAGGUGUGA
Messenger RNA from Diaporthe amygdali, 2205 nucleotides. RefSeq lists its product as uncharacterized. The record is from RefSeq and is a predicted model, not a curated record. NCBI's taxonomy places the organism in Eukaryota, Fungi, Ascomycota, Sordariomycetes, Diaporthales, Diaporthaceae. Gene Ontology annotation, molecular function: palmitoyltransferase activity; protein binding. The transcript has 4 exons. Gene Ontology annotation, cellular component: Golgi membrane. The coding region runs from base 1 to 2205 and encodes 734 amino acids. Gene Ontology annotation, biological process: protein palmitoylation.